AAUAAAGGUCAAACUACGACCACCACAAGGCUGAGAAAAGCAAAUCGCAUUUUAGAAAUUUAAUCAUUGAACAUUUGACUUAGUACAAUAAUGUCAGCUUUAGUAAUUUUAGCUGAAGGAGCAGAGGAGAUGGAAGUCGUGAUUACAGUAGAUGUACUUAGGCGAGGCGGUAUAAAUGUCACAGUGGCUGGUUUAACUGGUGACCAGACUGUAAACUGCAGUAGAAAUGUUGUCAUAAAACCAGAUAGCAGUCUGGAUGAUGCUAUGAAGCAGGGCCAAUAUGAUGCUGUGGUUCUCCCUGGAGGGGCUAAAGGUGCUCAGAAUCUAUCCCAAUCUGCCAAAGUGAAAGAAGUGCUAUUGUCACACUAUUCAAGUGGUAAAGUUGUGGCAGCUAUCUGUGCAGGACCCACUGCUCUAUUAAGUCAUGACAUUGGUAAAGGAAAGUCAUUGACAUCACAUCCAUCAAUGAAAUCCAAACUAGAAGAUUCAUACCAUUACAGCGAAGACAGAGUGGUUGUAGAUGGCAAUCUUGUUAGCAGUCGUGGUCCUGGUACAGCUUUUGAAUUUGCUCUGACUCUAGUAGAAAUCUUGAAAGGAAAAGACGCCAAAGAUUCACUUAUUCCACCAAUGCUGCUUAAACUGUGAACGAUGCUGAUAUUUAUAGAGUUUCAUUACCAUAUGCUCUGUAAACUCUGUUUUCUUUUAUGAUACUGCUUAAUAAGCAGUUCUUAGCUAUGCACUAGCCAUAUGGACUACUUAGCCAGGUGCUUGUUUUGUGGGCUGUUUAUCCAUUGAAAAUAUUUCGUUUGAGAGCUGAAUCUCAUGCAUGCAUGGACUGAUUUCAUUCAAACUGUGUACAUACAUGGAACAUAAUGGGACUGUGAUGCAUAUUACUUUGUAUUGUAAUUCGGAUUCAAAAUGGUCGACUUGGUGCAUACAUAAUGGUACCUUGGUGUGUGUCAUUUUAUUUUUUAAUUUCUGC
Messenger RNA from Saccoglossus kowalevskii, 982 nucleotides. RefSeq names its product Parkinson disease protein 7 homolog. Gene Ontology annotation, biological process: glycolate biosynthetic process; glyoxal metabolic process; response to oxidative stress. Gene Ontology annotation, cellular component: cytoplasm; mitochondrion; nucleus. Lineage: Eukaryota; Metazoa; Hemichordata; Enteropneusta; Harrimaniidae. The record is from RefSeq and is a predicted model, not a curated record.